Hyphopichia burtonii NRRL Y-1933 is the source of this 927-nucleotide messenger RNA. It is a transcript of the gene ARV1, whose product is annotated as sterol homeostasis protein. Gene Ontology annotation, biological process: regulation of plasma membrane sterol distribution; intracellular sterol transport; sphingolipid metabolic process. The coding region runs from base 1 to 927 and encodes 308 amino acids. The transcript has a single exon. Gene Ontology annotation, cellular component: cortical endoplasmic reticulum; Golgi apparatus. The record is from RefSeq and is a predicted model, not a curated record. Lineage: Eukaryota; Fungi; Ascomycota; Pichiomycetes; Serinales; Debaryomycetaceae.
AUGAUCUGUAUCGAAUGUACUUAUCCAGACUUACAAAAUCUUUAUUCCAAAUUUAAAAGUAACUAUAUAAAGCUUACUUUAUGUCCAAGAUGUGGUAAAGUUGCUGAUAAAUAUAUUGAAUAUGAUAACGUUCUUUUAUUCAUUGAUAUUCUCUUGUUAAAACCUCAAGCUUAUAGGCAUUUGGCUUAUAACGUUGCAGAAUCAGAACUUUUGAAAGAUUCUAUUACAUCAAUCAAUUAUACAAACCUUUCUCAAGAUGGUUCGACUACGAUAUCAGACUUGACAAAAUCUUUUAAUCGGUACAAAAAUCUCAUCAGGUUCAUGACAAUGACCAUUUUAUUUGAAGUUUACUUAAUCUGGGCUUAUGAAGAAAAGAAUAAAGCACACUCUCUAGCCUUAACAUAUAUUCUUCAAAAAAAAGUACAUCAACAAUAUUGUUUUUUCAUACUAAAACAACUCGUGGAUCAGUUUUUAUUUUGCACCUCAGUCUACAUACUUUAUAAAAAAUGGUUCAAUUGGGAUAAAAAAGUUAAUAAAAAUAUCAAUUCUGCAUUUCAGCUGAGUUAUCAUUUACUUGUGCUAUUGCUGACGAUUUUUAUAUCGAGUUCAAUCAAAACGUUUCCUAUCAUCAUGUUGAUUUGGCCGUAUGAUAAAACAUCAAUAUCUGCAACUCUAACAAAGGUUGCAGGUCUCUUGAAUACUACUGAAGCAUUGAGAAUAAAUGCCUCCUCCUCAUAUCCUUUUACGUUAUCCAUAGUGAUACUUUCAGCAUUAUUUCAGUUUAUUUGCUCACGUCUAAUUCUUGGUUUGGGUAUAGCUUAUACUUCGAAAACGAUUCACUUUAAAGACAUUUUAAUUGAUGAAUUCUGGGAAUUCAGCGAUCUUAGGAAUCUUUAUGACAGAAUAAUUGAGUAUAUUCAAAGCUAG